AUGGAGAAUAAUAGGAGGGAGAAAAUGCCAAAAAAUUCAGAAGAUAGGGCGAGGUUAGAUCAAACUCAUGGAUAUGAGGAAUCAAUUCAUAAAUACGAUCCUCCACCAUAUGGUUUGAAUAAUGGUUUGUCAAAUGGGGCAAAAGAGGAGGAAAGUUCAAUGGAAGUGACGGAUGUGACUAUUGAUGAACCAAAUGAUAGGCCUUCAGAUGAGCAGUCGGAAGUGUGUUCUACGCCUGAAGCAAACUACCAGAGGAGCAUUUUGCAGUCUUCAUCUGUCAUAGAGCGUUCUUGGUGGAAAGAUCCAAGUGUUAGUCCAUCACCUCGGGCAAAAAGAGGUUUGGACCAUUGCAUCACAGCACCUCUGGGCACUCGCAGAAAUCUCUUAUUCGAAAAUGAGGAUGGCGCAUUUUCAAGGUCUAUGACUGAGAAAAGGGCUAGUCCAAGGAUUGACCUAAAAUUUGAUAGACUCUCUGAACGUGAGAAGAGAAAGCUCAUUGUGGAGUUAGUGAAGAUCCAAAAUGAUGGAACAGUGGAGGUUGACCUCACUAAGAGUACACCUGUUGCUUCUGAAUUCAUAGAGCUUCAUUCAGUUGAAGGAGUUCCUCCAAGUACUGAUUGCAUCACAAGGUCCACAACUGAUCUGAACAGAUCAAUUCCAAAAUUGAACAUCGCAGUGCUUGUAGUUGGAACGAGAGGAGAUGUUCAGCCCUUUCUGGCUGUGGCAAGGAGACUUCAAGAAUAUGGUCAUCGUGUUAGGCUGGCAACUCAUGCUAACUUCCGUGAAUUUGUGAAGUCAGCUGGGGUAUAUUUUUACCCACUUGGUGGCGACCCUCGGGUUUUGGCUGGAUAUAUGGCCAGAAAUAAAGGUCUUAUACCAUCAGCGCCGGGAGAAAUAUCUGUACAAAGAAAGCAAAUAAAAGCCAUUAUUGAGUCUCUCCUUCCAGCUUGCACAGAACCUGAUGUAGAAAAUGGUGAACCAUUCAGGGCUCAAGCAAUUAUUGCAAACCCUCCUGCAUAUGGACAUGCACAUGUUGCUGAAUCUCUUGGUGUGCCCUUGCAUAUCUUCUUCACGAUGCCUUGGACGCCCACAUAUGCAUUUCCUCACCCGUUCGCACGUGUACCUCAAAGUGCAGGAUACUGGCUUUCGUACAUUCUUGUGGAUUUACUAAUAUGGUGGGGCAUAAGAGGGUAUAUUAAUGACUUUAGGAAAAAGAAUCUGAAGCUUCCGCCUAUUGCAUACUUCAGCACGUAUCAUGGGUCAAUAUCUCAUCUGCCAACAGGCUACAUGUGGAGUUCCCAUGUUGUGUCCAAGCCAGAAGAUUGGGGCCCUCAGGUUGAUGUUGUUGGUUAUUGUUUUUUAAACCUUGGGUCAAAAUAUCAACCUCCUGAAGAAUUUAUUCAGUGGAUCCAGAAGGGACCUGAACCUAUUUAUAUUGGAUUUGGGAGCAUGCCGCUUGAGGAUUCAAAGAAAACUACUGAUAUCAUUUUGGAAGCACUAAAGAAUACAGGACAGAGAGGAAUAAUUGACCGAGGGUGGGGAGAUCUUGGUGAUCAUACAGAGAUUCCUGAUAAUGUUUUCCUUCUUGUGGAUUGCCCUCAUGACUGGUUGUUUCCCCAGUGUUCAGCUGUGGUUCAUCAUGGUGGUGCUGGGACUACAGCUGCAGGACUAAAAGCUGGGUGUCCAACAACUAUAGUUCCAUUCUUCGGAGAUCAGUUUUUCUGGGGUGAGAGAAUUCUUCAGAGAGGGCUGGGACCUACUCCAAUUCCUAUAUCUCAGCUCAGUGUUGACACACUAUCAGAAGCAAUAAAGUUCAUGCUCCAGCCAGAGGUGAAAUCUCAAGCAAUGGAAAUAGCAGUGUUAAUUGAGAAUGAGGAUGGUGUUGGAGCUGCAGUCGAUGCAUUCCACAGGCAUCUACCUCCCGGAGUACCAUUACAAGUAUCUUCUUUGGAAAAAAAUGACGAUCCAAAUCCACUGCAGUGGCUUUUCACUCAGAUUGGAAGAUUGUGUUGCCUACCUUGUGGUUCUUAG
Messenger RNA from Fraxinus pennsylvanica, 2031 nucleotides. The record is from the annotation of a GenBank genome assembly. Lineage: Eukaryota; Viridiplantae; Streptophyta; Magnoliopsida; Lamiales; Oleaceae.